Messenger RNA from Mus pahari (shrew mouse), 3771 nucleotides. It is a transcript of the gene Armcx2, whose product is annotated as armadillo repeat containing X-linked 2. NCBI's taxonomy places the organism in Eukaryota, Metazoa, Chordata, Mammalia, Rodentia, Muridae. Gene Ontology annotation, cellular component: mitochondrion. Gene Ontology annotation, molecular function: protein binding. The transcript is spliced from 5 exons. The record is from RefSeq and is a predicted model, not a curated record. Bases 1031 to 3385 code for a protein of 784 amino acids.
CAUAGGGAGAAGGGGCUACUUAGGGCCUCAGAGGUCACAAAGUCCCUGAAUGAUUGACAGGACCUGCUGUGGUGGGAAGAGGUAGUAGGAUAAAGGAGGGGGCUUGUGCUCUUGGUGGGAGUGGAAUUCGGGGACCCAAGCUUACUGGUGAUGCGGGUCCCACGUGACCAAGAGCUGACGUGGGCAAAGGUACUUAAAGCCUUACGGCCAUCCCUGCCAUCUUCCUCCGGGUACCAACGCUAUUAAAGCUGCCGUCAGCCUAGCGAGACAGAGAAAAUUCCCUCAGAAGUGGCCAGACACCUUGCUGCCACAACCCUGCUCCCUCCCCUCCCCUUCCCUCCCCUCCCCUCCCAGCCCCCUGCCUUUCUAGGGUGCUAGCAAAUGGGUGUGCCAGCUUCUGUGGGAGAGAUGGAGCAUUUGGAGCUGUACGGGCUUCACAGGCUGGGGGACCGUGAGAGAAUCUGGUAUUAGACCGCCAUGCUAACUGCCAAGCUGCUUUCCAGACACCUGCGGCCCACCAGCCCUUCACCCUGGUCCUUUUGGCCCUGAAAAGGGAAUUCGGGUUCUUAGUCUGCCCCUGCAGUCUGUAUUCCUGUCCUUCAGCCUGUCCUCCGCAGGAAGCUCUGGCUGAAUUCGAGGUAGGAUACAGACCUCUGAAUUCUUGCAGGUCAGUGUUUGGGGUGAGGUGAGAUAUGGUGAUUCCCUGGUGUGGGUGUGGCAGAGGCCCAAACAGAACCAGAAUACUUUCUCCUGACUCUUUCCUUUCUUUUAGACACCUUUGUCCUGGAGUGUCCUUUUUGGUGCAGGGAAGGGGGCGUGUGGAAUCUGUCUUUAUCUGUCUACCUUCAGGCUCUGCAGCUGCGAGCACAGUGGCAAUUGUCCCUGAUCCCAGGAAGCUGGUCCAGCUCAGCUUGCAGCCUCCGAAGAACUUUCAGACCCGAGCUUGAGAGCCUCGAUUGGACUGGUGUAUACAUUUCACUUAAGCAAGCCAGUUCCACGACCUGGAUCAGAGAAUCACUCCAGGUGUACCAUGAGCCGAGCUCGGGAUGCUGGCUGUGUAGCUGCUGGAAUAGUGAUUGGGGCAAGUGCCUGGUACUGUGUCUACAAAUAUACUAGGGGCAAAGACCAGAAGAAGAAGAGACUGACCAAGCCCAAGAACCGGGCCUCUGUGGGUACUGGAAGCAGGGCUAGAACGGGCCUCAGAGCUGGAUUCACAAUUGACCUUGGGCCAGGCUUCAGUCCCCCAACCCCUGUCGAUAUUGAGACAAUGAACAAGUCCCAAGGAGAAGCCUCCAAUCUUGCCACAGCUGUAGCUGAAGAAGUGGCACCAGCUGCACCCAGUCCUAAGGUUCAGAAUGGGGCAGAAAGUAAGGUCCAGGAGGUAAAUGGGGCUAGAACUGAGGCUAAUAUGGCAUCAGUAGUCAUGACUUCAGCUACCUGUGCAGUUACACCUCCUCCUAAGGUGGCAGGGGGUCUCACUGCUACAGAGGCUCCAGAAAUCGUAGGAGCUCCCAAAGUGCUGGAAGCUCCCAGCACCACAGAGGCUUCUGUGACAGUAACAUCCCCUGGGCCAGCAGUAUCUCCAAUGAUAGCCCAGUCUCCUGGGCCAGUGGUACCUUCGCCAACAAUAGUGUCUACUGGGCCAGCAGCAAUUCCCUGGGCAGUGGCACAUCCUGGGGCUGUCCAGUCUCCUGGGCCAGCAGUACCUCCCAUGGCAGUCCAAUCUCUUGUGUCAGCAGCCCCUUCCUGGGCAGUAGUAGCACCUCCUGGGGCAGUCUACAUUCCUGUGGCAGCCCACUUUGCUGGGCCAGCAGCAGCUUCCAGGGUAACCCAGUCUCCUGGGACUGUGAUACCUCCCCUUCCACCUCCGUCAUCAGUACUUCCCAGGGGAGUCCCAUCAGUGCCUGGCAGAACAGUCCAGUCUCCUGGGACAGCCGUGCAUCCUGUGGCAGCCCAAUCUACUGGGGUAGUAGUGCCUCCUAGGGCAGUACAGUAUUCUGGGGCAGCAGUGCCUUCCGGAGGGGCAGCAGUGCCUUCCGGAGGGGCAGCAACUCCUAGGGCAGCAGCAUCUACCCAGAGGACAGCAAGCACAGAGGUCAUGCAGGUCCCUAGGGUGGCAGCAGCUACUGAAGCCACAGAGACUCCUAGAAUCGCAACACCUGCCAUGGUAGCUGAUGCUUCUCUGCCCAUGCAUUCUGGGGCUGCAGAGACUCCUGGGGCUUCAGGGUCCUCUAAGACAGCAGCCACUGGCAAGACAGCAGCCCCUGGAGCUCACACUGGGGCUAUACCUAAGGCUGGGUCAGCCACUGGAGCUGUACCCAAAGGUGGAGGAGGCAAGGGUGGAAACAAGAACCGGAAUGGAGGCAAGGGCAAAAAUAGGAAGAACAAGGUUGAAGUGGAUGAAUUGGGGAUGGGUUUCCGUCCUGGUGAUGGGGCUGCAGCUGCUGCUGCGGCUUCUGCUAAUGGAGGGCAGGCCUUCCUAGCAGAGAUUCCUGAAUCUGAGGAAGGGGAAUCUGGGUGGACUGAUACAGAAUCUGAUUCUGACUCUGAGCCGGACAUCCCGCAGAGAGGGAAGGGGAAGAGAACCAUUCCCAUGCAUAAGCGCCCCUUUCCAUACGAAAUCGAUGAGAUUCUAGGUGUUCGAGAUCUCAGGAAAGUCCUAGCCUUGCUUCAGAAGUCAGACGAUCCCUUCAUUCAGCAAGUAGCCCUGCUCACCCUGAGCAACAAUGCCAAUUAUUCAUGUAAUCAAGAAACAAUCCGAAAGUUGGGAGGCCUCCCAAUUAUUGCAAACAUGAUCAACAAAACUGACCCCCACAUUAAGGAAAAAGCUUUAAUGGCCAUGAAUAACCUGAGUGAAAAUUAUGAAAACCAGGGCAGACUUCAGGUGUACAUGAAUAAAGUGAUGGAUGAUAUCAUGGCUUCUAACCUGAACUCAGCGGUACAGGUAGUUGGGCUAAAAUUUUUAACAAACAUGACUAUUACUAAUGACUACCAGCACCUGCUUGUCAAUUCCAUUGCAAACUUUUUCCGCUUGUUAUCUCAAGGGGGUGGAAAAAUCAAGGUUGAGAUUCUGAAAAUACUUUCAAACUUUGCUGAAAAUCCGGACAUGCUAAAGAAACUUCUCGGUACCCAGGUGCCAUCAUCAUUUAGUUCCCUUUAUAAUUCUUAUGUGGAAUCAGAAAUUCUUAUUAAUGCGCUUACUCUAUUUGAGAUUAUCUUUGACAACCUCAGAGCAGAAGUGUUCAACUACAGGGAAUUCAACAAGGGGUCCCUGUUUUACUUAUGCACUACGUCUGGGGUGUGUGUGAAGAAAAUUCGAGCCUUAGCAAAUCACCACGACCUCUUAGUGAAAGUGAAAGUUAUAAAGCUGGUAAACAAAUUCUGAUUGAUCUGUGCCCUCCAGAUGUGUGAUCCCUCUGUUUUACCGUUGGGAAGCAUUAACAAUGAGACACUAUUGUUUUUCUCCUUGUGUGUGUAGUACAGGAAUUAUUCAGCUGCCAGUUUUGAAUAAUUCAGAGUGAUGUUAUCUGUGAUAGUCACCAGCUUUAUGCUGAACCAUUUUCUGAAUACCAAAUAGUCCCGUAGUCCUGUAGUCCUGUGGUUUGGCUUGUGCUGCUUGGAUGGGGGAUUUUCCCUGGGUCCUCUAUGUGAACUAAUAGCAAUCCUGUCCGUGAAUGGCCUACUCAGCUCUUACUUGUUUUGACUUGAAUUUUGUCACCAAAGACUUCAUAUGUGUACCAUCAAUAAAGUGUAUGUUGCAAACGGCAAAAA